CACCUAGCUAGCUAGCUGCACAUCAAACCUUAUUAAGGGUUAUCAACCCUUAAUUAAUUAUAUCUAGCUGGCUGGCUGCUCAUCAAAGCUUAUUAGGGUUAUUAACCCUUAAUAAAUUCCUACAUCCAUAAAACGUUGGUCUAAAGGCCGGGUUCGAUCUCCAUAUAUAAAUAUUUCAAUACAUACAUAAAAAUGGAUAUCAAUAAUAAAAAGACUCUAGGAUUAUCAAUCCUCGCCCUUUUUGUGGUGGUGGUUGUCGUUUCCGCGGCCGUUUUUGUGACACAAAAAGAGGAAACCUCGGCGGCUGAUCAUAGCAGUGGGACCAAUAUGUCAUCGUCAACCAAAGCUGUGGAAGCGGUGUGCAAGCCAACAUUACACAAGGAGGUGUGCAUGGCCAAGCUCUCUUCCGCUAGUAACAGCACCGACACCAAGGAUCUCAUUGAAGUCGCUUUCAACGUCACGGUCCAAGAGAUAUCCGACGUCAUGGCUAAGUCUAAGCUCCUCCGUAAUGCCGCAAAAGAUCCUCGGACCUCCAAAGCCUUCGAAGUCUGUCAUGAUCUUUUAGAAGACUCCAUUGAUGACAUCAAGCGUGCCUUGGAUAGACUCACAGACUAUGCCUCGGCUGCUACGAAUCUCGAGCUCUUCAUGAAUGACAUUAAGAUUUGGCUCAGUGGUGCAUUAACAUUCGAGAACACUUGCCUUGACGGAUUCCUGGGCACAGAAGGUGACAGUGGUGAUAAGAUGAAAGAGCUAUUGGUAACCGCUCAGCAGCUCACAGGCAAUACCUUGGAAAUGGUUGAUGAGAUUCAUCAGGUGUUGAUGGCACUGGAUAUUCAAGGUCUUAACCGAAAACUGUUGGUUGUGAACAAUAAUAAGCAGCCAAAGAUCUUGUCUGCACCUUGGUGGACAAGCGACGAUGAUGCGACCCAAAGGCGCAGUAUGCUUCUCGAAGCUGGUUCUGAUUAUUAUAAGGUGGCCGAUGUUAUUGUCGCUAAAGAUGGAUCAGGGAAAUACACGACAAUCAAUGAGGCACUAAAUGAUAUCCCACUCGAAAGCACAAAACCUUUCGUCAUAUACAUUAAAUAUGGCGUCUACGUCGAACAUGUCGUUCUUGACAAGAAGAUGACAAAUGUGGUUUUUGUGGGAGAUGGUCCCACAAUGACUAAGAUCUCCGGAGACAGAAGUUAUGUUGGUGGUUACCAGACUAGUGAAACCGCAACGCUCACAAUCAAGGGUGAUGGUUUCAUUGGAAAGGACAUAGGCGUUGAGAACACUGCCGGCCCUAGCAGCCAUCAGGCCGUCGCUCUCCGAGUCCAGGCUGAUCGUGCGAUGUUCUUUAACUGCCAAAUCGACGGCAACCAAGACACCCUCUACGUCCACGCCCAUCGACAGUUCUACCGGGACUGUACCAUCACCGGGACCAUUGACUUCAUCUUCGGCAAUGCUGCUGCCGUCUUCCAGAACUGCAGCCUCAUCAUCAGGCGUCCCCUCGUCACCGACGGUUCAGGCCAAUCCUGCAUGGUCACGGCUCAAGGAAGGUCACAGGCAGACGAGCCCACCGGAAUCGUGAUUGUCGACUCCUCCAUCACCGCAUCGCCGGAGUACUUGAGCUCCACGACCCCAAUCGUGUCGUUCCUUGGACGGCCGUGGAGGCAAUACGCAAGGGUAGUGAUGAUGAAUACGCAAAUCGAUGUGCACAUAUCUCCGGAGGGGUGGGCCCCGUUCCAAGGGACGUUUGGGCUGGAAGACUGUUGGUACGGAGAGUUCGGGAAUAGCGGAGAGGGAGCGGACGUGGGCGGGAGAGCCAAGUGGGCUGGUGUAACAGGUGCAAUUACGGAAGGAAAGGAAGAACUGAAGGAUGGGACCCAAGAGGACAAACAAGUGGCAAAUAACGGAGGAAAAAGGCGGAGCACUCGUAAUAAAAUAACUAACACUAUGCUAAAUGAUUUUGUGUGGUCCCAUAAGUAGUAUAAAUA
Cuscuta europaea is the source of this 1976-nucleotide messenger RNA. Lineage: Eukaryota; Viridiplantae; Streptophyta; Magnoliopsida; Solanales; Convolvulaceae. The record is from the annotation of a GenBank genome assembly.